Messenger RNA from Saxophila tyrrhenica, 1635 nucleotides. RefSeq lists its product as uncharacterized. The transcript has a single exon. Gene Ontology annotation, molecular function: aspartate kinase activity. The coding region runs from base 1 to 1635 and encodes 544 amino acids. The record is from RefSeq and is a predicted model, not a curated record. NCBI's taxonomy places the organism in Eukaryota, Fungi, Ascomycota, Dothideomycetes, Mycosphaerellales, Extremaceae. Gene Ontology annotation, cellular component: cytosol. Gene Ontology annotation, biological process: L-homoserine biosynthetic process.
AUGGACUUCCCUAUCAUCAGGUCGGCUCGGGAAACCGGAGACCACAGCGCCUUCAUCGAUGGGCUCAUACCCGGUGGGUUUGAAGGGAGAAUACACCAUUCGCAAGAGAAGGAACUGCCCGGCGGUGCCAAUUGGGUGGUCCAGAAGUUUGGCGGCACCAGCGUAGGCAAGUUCGGUGCCAAAAUCGCAGAGGACAUUGUCAUUCCAGGUCUCAAGGACCAGCGGCUCGCGAUCGUCUGUUCCGCCCGCUCCACGAACACGAAAAGCGAAGGGACGACCAAUCGCCUUCUCCGAGCCGCGAGACAUGCGAAGGACCAAGUGGGUGGGUUCAUGGAAAUCGUGGAGGCCAUAAGAGCAGAUCACAUCCAAGCUGGCGAAGCCGACCUUACUGGAGAGAAGAAUGCCGGGCUACGGAAGCAGUAUGUGAAGGAUGUCAUGACCGAAUGCAAUGGUUUGGAAGUGAUCCUACAGAGUGCGCGGAAUUUGGAAGAAGUCUCGACGCAGGCGAAGGACAUGAUCAUGUCGACUGGUGAGAAGCUGGCGUGUCUGUACAUGACCGCGCUGCUGCAGGCGAGGGAUAUCAAGGCCGUGUAUGUGGACAUGAGUAAAGUCAUUAAUUUCCCGUUUGCUAAGGGCUUCGGGGAUGACUUUUACAUUGGUCUUGCGAAGGCGCUUGCGGAGCGUGUCCUUGCUAUGGAUGAGGAUGCUGUACCGGUUGUUACUGGAUACUUUGGUUUAGUACCGGGUGGGCUGCUGGAGCAGAUUGGUCGCGGCUAUACGGAUUUGUGUGCUGCGCUGGUGGCGGUCGGCUUGCGAGCUCGAGAGCUGCAGAUUUGGAAGGAGGUUGAUGGCAUCUUCACUGCGGACCCUCGCAAGGUGCCCACUGCUCGUCUGCUGGACUCUGUUACGCCGAGCGAGGCUUCCGAGUUGACGUUCUAUGGAUCGGAAGUCAUCCACCCUUUCACCAUGGACCAGGUCAUUAAAGCGCACAUCCCGAUCCGCAUCAAGAACGUCAUGAACCCGCGCAACGACGGUACGAUCAUCACGCCCUCUCGCACCGACGACCUAUCAGCUCGUCGUCCAGGCCUCUUCCGUAACCGCAGCGCUUCAAAUCUGCUCGCCAAAGACAUGCCACGCCGCCCAACCGCUGUGACCAUCAAGUCCGGCAUCACCGUGUUAAACGUCCACAGCAAGAAACGCACCCGUGCCCACGGCUUCCUAGGCUCCAUCUUCAGCAUACUAGACAAGCACAAACUCUCCGUCGACCUCAUCUCCUCAUCGGAGGUGCACGUUAGUAUGGCCCUGCACUCCGAGAUCAGCCUACUAUCCGGCCACGGCGAAGAGGAGCUCCGAAUCGAAGACGAGUCCCUCCAAGGCGCCGUCAACGAUCUCCAGCGAUGGGGCGACGUCGAUCUCGUGCCAUCCAUGGCCAUCAUCAGCCUUGUCGGUAGACAGUUGCGAAGCAUGGUCGGCAUUAGCGGGAAGUUCUUCAGCACGUUGGGAGAGCACGGCAUCAAUAUCGAGAUGAUCUCGCAGGGAGCGAGCGAGAUUAAUAUUAGCUGUGUGAUUGAGGAGAGGGAGGCGAGCAGGGCGUUGAAUGUGGUGCAUACGAAUCUGUUUACGUUUUUGGAUUGA